Molecule: messenger RNA, 3189 nt
Organism: Abrus precatorius (Indian licorice)
Lineage: Eukaryota; Viridiplantae; Streptophyta; Magnoliopsida; Fabales; Fabaceae
Product: FHA domain-containing protein PS1
Exons: 8
Coding region: 1-3189 (1062 amino acids)
Cellular component (GO): nuclear membrane
Molecular function (GO): protein binding
Source: RefSeq, a predicted model, not a curated record
AUGAUAGUAAAAGAAAGAGAGUUAAUUGAAAACCAACCCAAGGCAGAAGAAGAGGGGAAAAUUCCGGUGUUAACUGUGCUGAAGAACAACGCAAUCCUGAAGAACAUCUUCAUCGUGAACAAGCCACAAGAAGAAAAGGAGUCACGUGAUGAUCACGAGGACAUUCUCCUCGUCGGUCGUCAUCCCGAUUGCGACCUCAUGCUCACGCACCCCAGCAUCAGCAGAUUCCACCUCCAGAUUUGCUCCAAACCCGCUUCUAAAACCUUCUUCGUCCUCGAUUUAUCUUCCGUGCAUGGGACGUGGGUGUCUGAGAGGAAGAUUGAGCCUAUGGUGAACGUGGAGAUGAAGGAAGGUGACACGCUCAGGAUUGGGGUUUCGAGUAGGGUUUAUCGUCUGCAUUGGAUUCCGAUUAGUCGUGCCUAUGAUUUGGAAAACCCCUUCUUAUCACAAUUGGAUGUCGUUGUGGAAGAAGAAGAAGAAGAAGAAGGAGGAGGCAAGAGUCAUGCUGAGCUUUGUUUGAUCCAUGUACAAGCAAGCACCCUUGGUGGGAUAAGGGUUGUUUUGCUGUUUUCUAACUUGAAUUGCUGCCUAGCUGAAAACGAAGAAAUUGAAUCAGUAGAUUCAAUUCUUAAGGAUACCAAUUCCUUAUCACUUGAUGAGAAUGUGGAAAUAAUUGUGAAAGAAGAGAUUCCCUUGGCAGCUGGUAUGCUGGAAGAUAUGGUUUCUUUAUGUUGCGAGGAAGAAAGGAAGCGCCCAUCAAAAGAGGAUGAUCUUUAUGGAACUAAAACAUCAUAUUUGCCUUUGAUAUCUGGGGUUGAAAACGAAUUGUAUGAUUCUCCACCUUAUGUUGAAUCAGUUGCUGAAACAUUGACAGAGAAUUUGUCUGAGAAUGUAUAUUUGCCAGCUGCGGAGGCUGUUUUGGGGACCAAAGUGCAGCAAUUCCAUGCUCCACCUGAUACAUUUGCUUCACCAUUACCUUCUGGUCUAGAGAAUUCAUUUGAAAAACAUUAUUCCAGCUUGCCUAUAAAUACAUCUCCGGCACCUCUUAAUGACAAAAGUGAAGCUGAAGCUGUAAUAAUACCUUCUACUAAAGAAUUUGAAUCUGAAUGUACACUCAGAGAUGAUGGGAGUGUUACAGAUGCUUUUACUGCUGGAGCUGGAAUUUUCAAUUCUGAGAACAGCCUGAACAGGCUUCUGCCUGCUGAGGAAGCUAUGUCUGGCACCAAAUUUCAACAAAUUAAAGUUCUUGAGGAAGUUGAAUUGAAUUCUUCAUCCGAUGGAGAAAAACAAUACACAUGGUCACCACCACAGCUGCUGAAUGAUCAAUUUUGUCAUGAUCAAGGGAACUCACUCGAUGAAACAGCUCAAGAUAUUCAAAAUAAGCAGACAGGUAGCAUCUCUCCCAAAUCAUGUCAGUUAGAGUCGGUCAAUUUGUCAAUGCCCAAGGAAGCAGUUUUGAAUUUUACAAAUGAGAACCAGACCCUGCAGCCUGAUAUGGAAACCCUUGAAAGCAGUGUGAAAGCAAUGAAGAAAAAUUCAACAACUCGUAAUAUUUGGUCAAGAAGAGGUAAAGCUACUAGUGCUCCUCAGGUUCGAACUAGCAAGAGUAUACUUAAUAAGAGAACAGCCAAUGUUGACACUGAGGUUGCAACGAGCAAUGAGAAGGGUAAUAUAAGUACAACAAUACUGAAGAAUCUCUCCUCUGUUCUGGAUAGAGAAGUAGAAGUAGAAGAAGUAGAAGAAGAAGAAAUCUUCACUCCAGACAAAGAGAACUUCAGUCCAAAUGCCCUUCAGUUGCGAUUUUUGAAGAAGGGUGAGCUAGAAGAAAUUAAACAUCCCAAGUCACAAAGGUCACACAAUUCAAAGGAUGAAUUUAAUCUUCACAUCCAUCCAACUGAAAGCAUUGGCGCCACUUUAUGCAAAAAGAACCAGAGGGAGAUCAUAAAUAAAAAUAUGUCAAAGAAUCUUUUCUCAGUUUUGGAUGGGGAAGAAGAUGAACGGGUAGAAGUCUAUACUCCAGAUAAGGAAAACUUCAGCCCGAAUUUCCUUCAAUUGCGGCUUCUGAAAAAGAAGGGUGAGGUAGAAGAAAUUAAAUGUUCCGAGUAUCCAUGGCCUCAAAAUUCAAAGGAUAAUUUUUCUUGCAACAUGUAUCCAGCUGAAAACACGAGCCCCACCUCAAACAAAGAGAAUCAGAUUCCAAAAGGAGCGCAAUAUCAAAAGUUGCAAAGAAAGCCUUUCAGCGGCCAUAUCAAGUUGGGACAGGAGCAAGAUGUUAUGACAUUUACGGACAGAGUGAAAAGGGUACCCUUCCAAUCACUAAAGAACCCAGGAGAUGAGAGAAAAUCAGGCACUUUGUGUCCUGUUUCUGCUGCAAAAAGCUUUGAUUUGAGUGAUUGUGGACAAAUUUUAGACCAGCAUAUUAACCCUUCUGAUAUUAAUGGGAAGAAAAAGAAGAGCUGGAAGAUGGUUGUGGAUACUACCUCUCUUCUGAACAAGGAAUCUAGGAAAGCUCUGCAGCUUUUACAGGGUCUAAAGGGAACGCGGUUAAUUAUUCCGAGAUUGGUCAUAAGGGAACUGAACAGUAUGAAGCGGCAGUUCACAAUUUUCAGAAGAAUUUCAGAGGCUUCUUUGGCAUUAGAAUGGAUUGAAGAAUGUAUGGUGAAGACAAACUGGUGGAUUCGUAUCCAUAGCUCCGUGGAGGAAGGAGGGUUGAUUGCUCCAACCCCACCAGCUUUCCCUCAGACUCAGUUUAGUGAAGAGAGGACUUUUCUUGGUGGGAGUGGGAGUGAGAGGGAGAGUGGGAGUUCGCAGCCUCUUUCAUCCCAUAAGUUCAUGGAUAUUGCUUCACCAACACUUGAAGAUCACAUCCUUGACUUUGCUCUCCUAUAUAAAAGAAAGCAUCAUGAUGGCCAACUUGCCCUGCUUAGUGAGGAUGUCACUUUGAAAAUCAAAUGCAUGGCAGAGGGAUUGCUAUGUGAGCCAGUGCAGGAGUUUCGUGAGAGUCUAGUGAAUCCAUUCUCGGAGAGGUUCUUGUGGACCAACAGCUCUCCUCGAGGACACACUUGGUCUUGCCAAGAUGAUGUAGUUUUGAGGGAGAAAUAUUGUCCUUUGCCUUUGAGGAAGUCAUCAAAGGGACCUGCAAGCGGUUUGAAGCUCAUUCUGCUUCACAAUUCUCAAUAUGGGCACUGA